AUGUCGACAACUACGAUAACUGGAUUAACGACCAUCUUUACCCCUCCAGCGUCCUGUAGCUCCUCUUGGACGUACGAGAAGGAGUUCUACAACAGCAUCCAAGGCGGCUUGCUCUUGCAGAAUGCAGUAUCCGCGAACGUGGACACAGAUUGCUUCCCACCAGGUUUCGCCUAUACUGGAAGAGUACCUUUUCCAACACAGGUAUUCAGCCCUGGAGCAUGUCCAGCUGAGUACGUGACAGCCACGCUAUCCUUCAGUGGGGACAAGUCCUUAGCAGUUUGUUGUCAAAGUGGAUUUUCUUACACCAGCACUUUCAGCCUGAAGGAUCAAUUCAACUCGACCACAGUUCUCUUUGCAGGUUGCACAAGCACUUAUCCUUCUGAGAAUGGCAGCACUGUUGUACCGGCUCGCGACGACCAAAGCUUGACGCUUACCACCGUCACAGGCCCAAUCAUCAUGUGGGGACAGCCGAUCAGCGUCGAAUUCCAGCAGCAAGACCUUACUCUGUUCCCAACAAGCACGACUACGACUAUGGCAACUGCUCAGCCCUCGCAAGCUGCUACUCAAGGUACCGGUGGCCCGACUUCUAUGGUGCCUGGUCCGGCUUCAGACCACAGUGGCCUCUCAAGUGGUGCCGCAGCCGGUAUUGGCAUUGCAGUAGCAUUGUGUGCUCUCGGCAUGAUAGCCGGUAUAAUCUUUCUUUUCUUGCGAAGGCGCAGAACGAAAGUGAAAGGUCAUCCAACCCGGUUCGAGGAUGACAGUGGCAACCAAUGGUACUCGCGGCGGCAGGAGCUUGAAGGAACAUCGUUUGAUAAGAGCAUGCAGAGCUUCACAAAUAUCCAGGAAGUGGACAGGAGAAAUACCAGGGGCCAUCAGGGCCCCCUUUUGUCGAGAUCCACUCCACGAGUUGAGCUUGAAUAG
Molecule: messenger RNA, 921 nt
Organism: Exophiala oligosperma
Lineage: Eukaryota; Fungi; Ascomycota; Eurotiomycetes; Chaetothyriales; Herpotrichiellaceae
Exons: 2
Coding region: 1-921 (306 amino acids)
Source: RefSeq, a predicted model, not a curated record